AUGGGGCAGAAUGGGGUAUCCAUAUUGAAAUGGUACGUAAUUACGUUCGGAAGACAGAGAGGCAAGCAUGGUCAACCGAAACUUGAAUAUAAGCUAAAUGCGAAUAGAAUAUACAAUUGCGAUGAAACUGGUAUCACAGUUAAUCCAAAGGGACAGUCAAAAGUGUUAGCUACUAAAGAGAAACGACAGGUUGGCAUUUUAACAUCCGCUGAACGUGGAGAAACGGUUACUGCAGUAAUAUGCUUUUCAGCUAGUGGCACGGCAACAAAAGAAGAUCCAGUUCUAUUACUCUUUGAUGGUCAUUCUUCACACACAAAAAAUCUUCCCGUUAUUAAUGCAGCUAGAGAAAAUGGAGUUAUUUUAUUAUACUUUCCACCCCAUUGUUCGCAUAAACUACAACCAUGUGACGUAUCAUUCAUGAAACCAUUGAGCAUAUAUUAUGAAGAUGAAGUUAGAAAAUGGCUCCGUUGUAAUCCGGGCAAAGUAGUUACUUUAGGAAAUAUUUCAUCGUUAUUUGGUGCAGCUUUCAUACAUGUUGCAAACAUGAAAACUGCAAUGAAAGGUUUUGAAGCAACCGGAAUAUGGCCUCCGAACAAUAAUGUUUUUAGUGAUGAAGAUUUUUUGCCAUCGAUCGUAACUGACAUUGUACCAAGUACUUUGUCAACUGAACAAGAUGCUAGAGUAAAUGAAAACGUAAAUGAUCAACAUUUAAACUCGGAAACGACAGAACAAGCCACAGUUGUUUUGAAUGAGCCACAGUGUUCACUGGCGCUUCAUAAUCAACAAAUUACAUUUCCAAUUGAAUCGCCUGAAAAUAUACUACCCAUACUUAAAGUGAAACAAACAGAAAAAAGAAAUUCACGAAAAAGAGGUAAAACAGCUAUUUUAACGGAAUCGCCCUAUAAGAAUGACUUGGAAAUAUCUUUGGAAACGGCAAAAAAAAAUAAAGAAGAAAAAGAAAAGAAAAGACAAGAAAAAACCAUGUUAACAAAGAAACAACUAUUUAAAUCUGUGCCAAAAAAGAAAAAAAAGUUCACAGAGAGAAAAAAGAUUCGUCUUUAA
This is a messenger RNA of Acyrthosiphon pisum (pea aphid), 1062 nucleotides long. RefSeq lists its product as uncharacterized. Gene Ontology annotation, cellular component: nucleus. Bases 1 to 1062 code for a protein of 353 amino acids. Gene Ontology annotation, molecular function: DNA binding. The transcript has 4 exons. The record is from RefSeq and is a predicted model, not a curated record. Lineage: Eukaryota; Metazoa; Arthropoda; Insecta; Hemiptera; Aphididae.